Molecule: messenger RNA, 2277 nt
Organism: Planococcus citri (citrus mealybug)
Lineage: Eukaryota; Metazoa; Arthropoda; Insecta; Hemiptera; Pseudococcidae
Product: intraflagellar transport protein 81 homolog
Exons: 1
Coding region: 276-2255 (659 amino acids)
Biological process (GO): cilium assembly; intraciliary transport
Cellular component (GO): centrosome; cilium; intraciliary transport particle B
Molecular function (GO): tubulin binding
Source: RefSeq, a predicted model, not a curated record
AGAAUUUUUUUUUCAAAAAAAAAUUAGACUCGUGUGAAAAUAUAUUUCAAAAUCGAAAAAAUAAUCUUCUCGAUCAACUCUCAAAAGUGAAAAAUUCCAAACCACGUUUCACAGACAUCUACCUUCCGUCGUCGCCAUGGUAACCGAAAAUAACAAACCCAAACACAAACUCAAUCACCGGCUACGAUGACGACCACUGUCUAGUCAGUCUUAUCAACAUCGUAUGUAAAAUAUCAGUUCAUUCAUUUUAUCUUCUGUAUUUUAAAACCGAAGUCAUGGAGAUCGUAAAAUCAGUCGUCGAUAAAUUAAAUAAACCCCCUUUCAGUAAAAAUUUCAACAUAAUAUCGUUCGAUUCGUUAUCCUCCGAAGAACUGUUACAAGUGCUCUCAGAUGUCCUGCAGUAUAUCAGCGAUCAGGAGAAAAUCGAUAUCCACGCCGAAGAAUCGGAACAAACAGUUGUAAGAAUCCUUAGCAUGUUAUUAAUAGCCAGAUACAAACCUUUACAAGAUUCUGCGGCGAUAUUUCGUCAAAAUUUGCAACAAUGUGAUAAACAAACGGUGCACAAAUUACUCGAGUGGUUACUAUCGAACAUGGAGGAUUUGAAAAAACGUAUGUAUUUGGCGAAAUUCCUCGUCAAGGUAGACGUACCCAGUGAUAUACUGGGCGACUCUGAUAUCGCCAUUUUACACCAACAGUAUCUGCAGUUGAUCGAAGAGUUCAAGAAAAUACAUAAAGAGAGCACUUUGGCCAAAACUGGUAACAAGAUUAGCAUAUCUGAACUACGUUCGGACGGGGUGACAAUGGAGAAAGAGAAGGAAAUCGUAACUAAUCGUAUUUAUCAUAUAAAGAAAAAAAUCGACAGCUUGCCGAAUAUAGCUGCUUUGCUUCGUUCGACUCAUAAUCUCAGACAAGAAUACGAUCGUAAGAAAGAAAUAGCUUGGCAACAGCAAGAAGAAUCGGUCACGAUACAGCAAUGUCAGCAACGUUUGUACAGACUAUCUCAGCAGCUGCAAGAAUUACAAAAACGUUCGGUCGGUUUAUCGUCCCAAGCUUUGAUGAAAAAACUAGAGGAAGAAAUCUACGUCACUUCGUACAUCGCUAAUCAAAAACUACCUCGAGAACUACAACAGCAAAAAAAAGAAAAAGAGAUUAUGGAGACCAUCGCGUACUCUCCUAACGUGACGAAAUCAUCGAACGAGCAACUCGAAUCGAAAGUUCAGACGAUAACUCAACAUAUAAAUCAACUAGUCGAGAAUCGUCUUUCAUCCUCUACCAUAGCCGAUGAUAAAACCGUGCUUUUCAGGCAGCAGGCAGCCAUUGUAGCUCGUAAAAAAGAUAACCUGGCUGAGAAAUUCUCCGAGCUCAAGAAACAACUCCAAGAGGUACGCUCCAAGCUGGAGGAUAAGCAGCAUAAACUCGAAGAGAUGACCGGCGAAGGUGGAGUGAUCUUGAAGAGCAGCGAGCAUUUCCAAGAAUACGUCAGCAAGCUGAGAACUCGCAGUUUGAUUUAUAAACGUUACCGGAAUGAUUUGGCUACUUUGAAGGCCGAAAGUGGAAUACUUUCCCGAACGGUGGAUAUUCUUCGCUCGAAAGCUGAUCAAGUAGGGGUCGAUUUGAGUACCUUGCAAGAUAUCCAAGAUACCGAACCUCAACAACCGGAUAUCGAGAACAAAACCAGUGAAACGUUGCUCUCUUUGAUAACUCAACUCACCGCUAAUAUAUCUUCGCAAAAGGCGAAACUGGCUCCUUUGGUGGCUGGUGUGAAGCCUUUGCAAGAAGAACUGAGACAGUUGACGACCGAACACGAUGAAUGUAAACGUGUCUACGACAGAACGAACAUGUCGUUGAAUACAAAUCUGACUAAACUAAUCAACGAAGUCAAUACUUUGGAAGAGUUUCACAAUAAGACAUCGGCCGAAGUUAAAAACCUAUCGGAGAAGAUACAAAAAGCCAACGAUGAUUUAAAAAGGGCAGUUGAAGAAUUCCACGCCAGUCUUGAGAAAAAUAAUAGUAAGCCUUUGGUUAAAGAAAGACUACAACAAAGGAUUGUCGAAGAGGAACGAAUCAAUCGUAUGUUGAAAGAAGAACAAAUACAAGUUCGUGAUAACGAGCAUCUUAGCAUGAAACAGAAAGACGCUUGGAAUAAUUUAUGCUUACUUAUGCAAGUGAAACUCAAAUGCUGGCAACAAGAGAAAGAGGAUAGUAAUACGAUAGUGCAUAAAGAACGAGGCGCCGAGACUUUAGUUUUGUUAUGAAUAAAAGUUUUUUGUAAAAUGA